AUGCGUAAAACAGGAGCUCCCGGACAUCCGGGACCUAAAGGUGAUGCCGGGAAGUCCAUAUCUACACCAGUGUUGAUUGUAUCUCCUACGUCACUCACUGUGACUCAGAACCAGACCGCUACGUUUUACUGCUCAGCUGAUGGUAAUCCAAGCCCUAGCGUGUCCUGGAGUAAAAUAAUUGGCACAAAAUUGAAAAGUAUGGAUGAUAAAGAUAAGAAGCUGGAAAUUACCAAUGCUUCAUACAAUGAUUCAGGGAAGUACGUUUGCACAGCUACAAAUAUCUUGGGACAAGUUGAGAAAGAAGCAAAACUUCUCGUAGAAGUGCCUCCACAAUUCACCAAAGUUCCCGAUCAACAUAUACGUGUAAAGGAGGGUAUGGAAGCCUCUGUUACGUGCCGAGCAUUUGGUUCUCCACCUCCAGUAAUUCAGUGGUCUAGGGCAUUUGCGUCCUUGCCAAACGGACGAGUAACUGUUGAGAAAGGCACACUUAAAAUUACCAGUUUUCACCCAAAAGAUGUCGGAACGUAUCAGUGUAAAGCAACCAACAAGCUGGGAUCUGUUAGUUCGUCAACAACUCUAAGUAUUGUUAAAGAGGAGUUUAGUGCGGUCUUCACCAAUCUCGGUGCGAGUGGAAGAUUUGGUCCGACAACACUCGGUAGUCACUACACAGGUCAGGAUCAUGACGGUCAAGUUACACUGACCAGCGGUAUUCAACUGUGGACUGUGCCAUACACUAGUGAUUAUCGAAUAGAAGCAGUAGGAGCAGCAGGGGGAUAUGGAUUACAAAGUAACAACGGUCAGUACCGAGGAAGAGGAGCACGCAUGAUUGGAACUUUCAGCUUAUCCAAAGGUGAAAAAAUUCGCAUUCUCGUUGGCCAAGAAGGAGGGAUUAACCGGGUUUCUAAUUCUGCUGGAGGUGGUGGAGGUACCUUUGCAGUGAGAGGAAGCAGCACACCUUUGAUAGUAGCUGGGGGUGGAGGAGGCAUGGAGACUGUCACUUCAAGACACGCUGGAUGUGAUGCGAGCGCAAGCAAAACAGGGAAUCCUGGGUACAGAUCAUGGUCAGGAGGGAGCAAUGGACAUGGUGCACAGAUUGCUGAUAGUAGUUACUCAGGUGGCGGUGGUGGCGGCUUUUACUCGAGUGGAAGAAGUUCAAAGCAAUUUGGUGGUUCAAUGGGAACAGGCGGAGAAGGGGGUAAAGGGUUUUUACAGGGAGGAGUGGGCGGAAGAUCCUUAUACAACAACAUCGACGGUGGGUUUGGAGGAGGAGCUGGUCCUUAUGGAAGAGGAGGAGGUGCUGGCGGCGGGGGAGGGUACUCUGGUGGAAGCAGUGGAGAUAAUGAAAACGACUCCUGUGGGGGAGGGGGAGGAUCUUAUAACGCCGGAAAANAUCAGCAAAAUGAAUGCUGUCAUAAUACAGCUGGUCAUGGCCACGUGAUCAUUACAUUACUGUAAAAUAUUACAGCUGUUAUUAUAUUCACUGAUUUUUUUUGUCUCUAACUGAGUUUUACUCAGCUAUUUUAAAAGUUACAAUCAAUUUUUAACCGAAAAUAGUCCGUCAGUUAUACUAGGUUAUGAUCUCAACGAGAUUGCUCGCUACAGGCGAACAACUUUUCCCAUCAGUCAUCAUACACUUAGGUAUAUCUCCGUUUUGUGGGUAGAAGUUUUAAAAAGAUCAUUCACAGCCUUGGAGUUUUCGACUUCUUCCAAAGUCUCCAAACAUUUGCGCGCGAAUGCAUCUACACUUGCCCCUCCUCCCACCCCACCUACAAUGUUCGACAGGUUUACGCG
Messenger RNA from Orbicella faveolata, 1791 nucleotides. Its product is annotated as hemicentin-2-like. The record is from RefSeq and is a predicted model, not a curated record. Lineage: Eukaryota; Metazoa; Cnidaria; Anthozoa; Scleractinia; Merulinidae.